CCAACGGUCGUGUGCGCGGAUACCCCUUGACUCUACUUCCCGCGUUUUGUCGCUGGAAAAAAGGUCCAUCUUUCUGGAAUAUACUCCAUUUCAUCCGCGAAACGCCCACAACAGCCGAUCGGAUGGCUGAAUAAUUGAUAGAGAUAUUAUGCCCCGCCCACGAAAUAGUUGCAAUUCGAGUGGAGAACGCUGCUCAUCAUAGCAUCAGUCCAGAAAUCUAGGCCCCAAAAUCCCUAGUCCUCAAAGUUUCGGCAAGAGGAUUCGGUAGCAAAAAACGUGUGUGCGCGUCCCAUGGCAGAACUGGCAAGCUAGGGAACCGGAAACGGAAACGGCCACGCAAUCGGAACCGGAACUGGAACUGAAACCAAAACCCCUACCGAUUUUGCAAACGAUCGAACGGCAUUAGCAAGGCAUGGACACCGCUGCUGCCGCCGCCGCUGCAGUCGCCGUUGACCUGAAACCCGAUCAGCAGCUCAUCGGAAGCUCCACAAAGACCAGGAUUGGAGCAGGAGGACUCACUGGAACCACUGGAUGCGAUUGUCUGGGUAGUACCGUGGAAACCAUGUCAUUAACGCCGCCACCAACACCGCCUUCCCGCGCCCCUGGAGAUAUUCACGUUGAACCAACAGUACCAGGUAUCCCAAAUGCCCAAGGGGAGGUCCACUCCUUGAACGGUCUGAAAGGCAAGGAGGCGCCCGACACAGUAACAGCAUCUACUGAAACCACUCAGCAGGAUCUGCCCGCCACAUCAUCAACGUCUUCCGCCAAAGCUUCCACAACGCCAACGUCUGCCUUGCUUGGGUCAGGAUCAGGAUUGGCUUUGGGAACGGCAACAGAACAUCCACCAGCUGCAGUUCCACAAGUACCCAGUACCAGUUCAACUAGCAGUUCCGGAUCCGGCGAGAACGUGGUGCAGCUGCUGCCCUGGCAAGAUAUGCCCACGUAUCUGCAGUUCAAUCCGUACGUGCUCCGUGGAUACAGGCCACUGCAGACCUUCAAGGGCUGCCUCCUUAGUCUGUUCUACUGGCACAACGAGACCAUCAACAUACUGACACAUGCAAUACCCAUCUUUUACAUCCUGGCCAUUGUGCCCGGACUGAUGCCUUGGGACAGUGGCUACAAGUUUCUGUCAUUCUGUCACGUAUUCGGAUCGGUGGCUCCGUGGUGCGGCAGCUUCGUCUAUCACCUGUUCAUGAACAUCGAGAAGGGCGAGAACGUCUACUACACUCUGCUCAAGUUGGACAUGGUCGGCAUCUGGGUGAGCCAGAGCUUUGGUGCUCUUCCCCUGGUCACAGCCACCACUUUGUGUUUCCCACCCGUACUCAAGUGGCUGAUUAUUGUUUCCUAUUGCGUGCUCUCGCUGUGGGGCCUCUAUAAGGCUCUAACUGCCAGUUCACCCUGGCAGCGUCGCUUGUGCUUCGCUCUGCCCUUCGCAAUGCGCUCCAUCCUGACCUUUCUGCGCAUCCGUGGAAUGGUGGGCGGCAGCCACAUGGCCCUUUCCCAUGUCUACCUGCAGGUUGAAGUUGACGGUGUCUCCAUAUUGGGCGGUGCAAUCGGAGCGAUGCGAAUCCCUGAGAAAUGGUUCCCCGGAGUGGUGGACUUCUAUCUGAACUCCCACAACAUAAUGCAUGUACUGGUCGUGGUGGCGGUUUACUCCAUGCACAAGGCCACCAUUAAGGACUUCGAGUGGAUGUCGACGCAGACCUGUCACACCGCAGCCAAUGCCACUGAACAGGCUCUGGGGCACGUGGAGCUAUGACCCGCUUAUUGGCUGCUGCCGCUGGUGCUGCUGCCCUUGCCUUGGAUAAUCCUGGCCAGACGACGGGCUCGGACGCAUCUAAUCCGUGCCCUGAUCGCUCCUAUCGGCUGGCGGAGGAGACGAGCUGAAAUCCCCGGAUGAGACUAGAUAGACAUCCAUUGAAGAUGAACGCUUCUUGAAUAUACCGUGUAUAAGAGAGCGCCGAUGCUGUUGCAGUAACAAUAUACAUAUGUAUAUCUAGGUGUAGGUAUAGGCCAUACAUAUAUGAACUGUAUGUGUGUAUUUACAUAUAGUACAUACUUCGACUGUGGUAUUAAGCAUUAAGGUUAUAUAAUUACGGAGACGAGACGAACGAAAGGAUGUCAGGAUGGGUUCGGAACCAAGUCUUCGGAUUUUCACGCUAAACUCUUGAUUAUACAGUUGCAAUAAUGGCUGGAUAAAUGGCUGGAUAAAUGAAUAAUGAGUAAUUGUAAUGAUGAUUUGAAUGAUGUUGAUACACAUGUACCUCAUUGUGCUUACGACAACACAUCUUAUUUUCAAAUACUCGUAUGUAUAACUUUGUACCUCGUCGACAAAUUCUACAAUAAGAACACCUAUAAGCUAAUCUCUUCCUAGUUGAACUUUUUAGAUAUGCAAAUUGUUAAUUUUUGGCAAGCUAGUGGUAGUGUAAGCCUAUUCGAUGCUCCAAUCUGUGCAUAGUUGUGAACGAAACUCAACCAACCAACCAACCACUCAGUUGUUGCCAGUAGUAGUUAGUUAGUAACCUGUAUUCAAGUUGGACAAGUGUGAAAACAAAAAUACAAUCUUCUGGCAAAUCGCUACUGCAACGAAUCACGUACAUACAUACGUAGUAAUGUUCGAUAUGAAUUGGGUUUAUAUCAUUUAUGUCAAUUGAUUGCGCAAUAUUAACCUCAAGUAUUUAUUGAGCUCCCCAGAGUAUUGAAUAUUAUUAGAAACCGCAAUAUUUAUAACGACUACAAGUACCCUAGGUGAUAAGCAUUAGGGCAGGUAUACAACAAACUUAACUAUACGAUAGCAAAAAACCUUUGAGCGUCGAUCUAUUUUAAUCCUAGCAAUGCGAACAAUUAUGAGUAAAGCGUUUUAGUAGUGUCAAUAAUUUACACCACCCCCUCCCCUCGAAUGUAAGAAGGAGUCAGCGAGAGAGAGCAAAUCUAACAAGUGAAACGUAAGCUAACAAACGAAUUCAAACAAACAAAGCAAUAAUAAUAGGCAGACUCAAUGCUUUAAGUUUAAAGUUGCUGCUAGAUGUAAGUGACAAUUAUACGAAUAAUGUAAAAUGAUUUUCUGAGAAGGUUAAUAAACAUUAAAAGAGUAUUUAAUGAGCAAAAGAAAGUCA
Drosophila eugracilis is the source of this 3116-nucleotide messenger RNA. Its product is annotated as progestin and adipoQ receptor family member 4. The transcript is spliced from 8 exons. The record is from RefSeq and is a predicted model, not a curated record. The coding region runs from base 413 to 1759 and encodes 448 amino acids. Gene Ontology annotation, cellular component: membrane. Gene Ontology annotation, molecular function: signaling receptor activity. Lineage: Eukaryota; Metazoa; Arthropoda; Insecta; Diptera; Drosophilidae.